This is a messenger RNA of Nicrophorus vespilloides, 818 nucleotides long. RefSeq lists its product as uncharacterized. Bases 30 to 755 code for a protein of 241 amino acids. NCBI's taxonomy places the organism in Eukaryota, Metazoa, Arthropoda, Insecta, Coleoptera, Silphidae. The transcript has 3 exons. The record is from RefSeq and is a predicted model, not a curated record.
CGAAAGAACGCAGUUUAAACAUUAAGAAAAUGAUGAAAUAUUUUAUAUUGUUGAGCUCUUGCUAUGCUUUAGCUUUUGCUGAAUUAGCUAAAUUCUUGAAGCCUUGCAGUAGAUCUUCGAGUGAACUGAACACGUGCAUUUUGGAAAAUUUGGAAGCUUUGAAACCGUAUCUGGCGCAAGGAAUUCCUGACCUUCAAAUACCCAGUUUAAAUGUCACUUAUAUUCCGUACUCAUUCGUGAACACUUCGACUUUCGAAUUUGGUUUAUGGAACAACAAUGUGACAGGAUUGGAUAACUUUUUUGUCCAAAGCGUCGAAGCGGAUCUGGAGGAAAAUAAGUGUACGAUUCUGGUCUUGUUUCCUUAUUUGCAAGGGAUGGGAGCGUGCGGCAUCAAAGGGAAACUCUUCAACAUGAAUUUCGAUAGUAUGGGCGACAUUUUUAUCAACGGAUCAAAUUUCUUGAUGAACUACACUCUACACACGAAAGUAAUCGAGAAACACGGUGAUUUCUACAUGAAGGUUUCAUCUCAGGAAGCUCACGUCAAAUUAACGAACGGAUCUUUCUACCUGAACAUCGAAAAUCUGUAUCUGGGAAGCAAGAAAUUGACGCAGAUGAUGAACGAAAUUUUGAACGACAAUUACUAUUAUUUGUACGAAAAAAUCUGUCCUCUUCUUCAGAAUUCUAUUACAAGAUUCAUCGGUCCAGCUUUGGACAAACUUUUUGAAAGAUACACCUACGAUGAAUUGUUACCAUAGUUAUAAGUUUUGUACUUUAAAUUUUAAUUAAUUUUAGAGGUGAAUUUUGGAUAAUUAUUUAAA